UGAACAUUAACAUGCACAAAACAAAUCCUAAGCAAGUAAGCUAAUGAUAGACAUGAAUUCUUCAAGCUAUAUCCUUCCAGUUCUUGUUUUUUCUCUCUUGUCAUUCUCAUGGGCAACUUCAGCUCAGACCCAUGAAGAUUUUCUUGAAUGUCUUCACCUUCAAUCUCAAGACUCGACCUCCAUUUCCAGAAUCAUUUACACCCCAAUCAACUCUUCCUAUUCAUCUGUUCUACAAUUCUCCAUACAGAACCGCAGGUUCAAUACAAGUACCACUCCAAAACCUCUAGUUAUUGUUACCCCUUUGAAUGUAUCCCACGUUCAAGCUGCCAUAAUAUGUUCUAAAAGACAUGGCAUGCACAUUAGAGUUCGAAGUGGUGGCCAUGACUACGAAGGGCUGUCUUAUGUUUCUGUUCUUCCAUUCGUCAUUGUUGAUCUGAUCAAUCUUCAAUCCAUCACUGUUGAUGCAGCAAACAACACUGCAUGGGUUCAAGCUGGAGCAACUAUAGGCAAUUUAUAUUAUAGUAUUGCCGAGAGAAGCAGAACUCUAGCUUUUCCAGCAGGUGUUUGUCCUACCGUUGGUAUUGGUGGGCACUUCACCGGCGGAGGAUAUGGCAUGUUGUUGCGAAAAUAUGGGCUUGCUGCGGAUAAUAUAAUUGAUGCAGUAUUGAUUGAUGUUAAUGGUAGAGUUCUUGACAGAGCUUCAAUGGGUGAGGAUCUUUUCUGGGCAAUUCGAGGAGGUGGAGGAAAUACCUUUGGAAUCGUUAUUUCAUGGAAGAUUAACUUGGUUCCAGUUCCAGCUACUGUCACUGUAUUUACGGUGGAAAAAACCUUGGAACAAAAUGCAACUCAACUUGUCAAUAGGUGGCAAUAUAUAGCAGAUAAGCUUCAUGAAGAUCUAUUCAUUAGAGUAAUUAUAGAGAGAGUUAACUCAACCAGUCAACAAGGAAAAACAACAGUACGAGCAGCAUUUAACUCCUUGUUUCUCGGUGGAGUCGACAGGCUUCUUCCUUUGAUGCAAGAGAGCUUCCCUGAACUGGGUUUGGUGAGAGAAGAUUGCAUCGAGAUGAGCUGGAUAGAAUCCAUCCUCUACUUUGCUGGAUUUUCAAAUUCACCCUUGGAUAUUUUGCUUAACAGGACUCAGCCAUCCGUGAGGAAUUUCAAAGCAAAAUCCGAUUAUGUCAAAGAACCAAUGCCUGAAACUGCACUGGAAGGCAUAUGGGAGAGGCUCUCCGAAGUGGACGUCGGUGCAGGUCAACUGAUAUUUAGCCCGUACGGAGGAAGAAUGAGCGAGAUUUCAGAAUCCAGCAUUCCAUUUCCACACAGGGCUGGAAAUCUUUACAAGAUUCAGCACCUGGCGUAUUGGGACGAGGAAGGAAUUGUAGCAACAAGAAAGCAUAUAAGCUGGAUCAGAAGGCUCUACAGUUUCUUGGCUCCCUAUGUUUCAAAGAAUCCAAGAGCAGCAUAUAUCAACUACAGGGAUCUUGACAUUGGGAUGAACAACUUGGGCAACACAAGUUACAAGCAAGCAAGCAUUUGGGGAAUAAAGUAUUUCAAGAUUAACUUCGACAGGCUGGUGCAUGUCAAGACUACAGUUGAUCCUGCCAACUUUUUCAGGAACGAACAAAGCAUCCCGCCUCUCUCUUCUUGGUAAAAUUAGAUAUUAGAUGGAUAAUUUGAUUAGCUAAAAGAAUUGGUAAUAAGGAUGUUUGUAUUCUCUACACUGGGUCAUCCAUGCAUUUAGGGUCUGUUAAGUUGGUAUGUUUUUGUGGAAUUGGGUUAUUCCAUGCAUAAUCAAAUAAAGUUAUACUGUAAAAAAAAAAAAAACAAAAAAAAAAGUUUAACGUGCAUGUUAAAUAUAUUUACUGUGUAAAAAUAAAAAUUCAUUUUGUAACUUCUGAUAUUGCCAUUGAAUUUAUGUGUCCUUGUACUAUUUUUUAUUGGUUUGAAAAAAGAAAUUUCCUUUA
This is a messenger RNA of Ricinus communis (castor bean), 1964 nucleotides long. RefSeq names its product berberine bridge enzyme-like 18. Gene Ontology annotation, molecular function: FAD binding; oxidoreductase activity. The transcript has a single exon. Lineage: Eukaryota; Viridiplantae; Streptophyta; Magnoliopsida; Malpighiales; Euphorbiaceae. The record is from RefSeq and is a predicted model, not a curated record. Bases 44 to 1651 code for a protein of 535 amino acids.